AUCAAAGACAGCAGUUGCUGUACUUUCUGCUUGGCGCUAAAAUUUAAAAAUUAUAUGUUGUUUAAAGGCCCGUUUACAUAAUGUCAGCCAUUUUUUUUUAAGUGCACGUAAUUGGCCAAGUUGGCAAUUGUACAACACUCAUUCACCGGUGUACAUCGAUCGAAGGAAACAACAAGGUUAAACCGAUAUUUUCACUCCCUUUUUCUUCAAGAAAUUUUUUUGAUAAACAUUUAAAAUGGCAGCAACAGCACUUUCCCAGGAAAAAGUUUGGUUCGACAAACCUUCGUACGACAAAGCUGAGUGUUUCCACUUUGAAAAAUUAGCAAAGGUGGUGUCAGAUAAUAUUAAGGAUUUAUUAUCAAUAAAUAAAUUAACAACUGAAAAGAAAAAUUUAACAUCAACUGAACAACAAACAAAAUCAUCGUCUAAAAAAUCAAAGGAAAAAAAAAAUAAAGCUGAUAAAAAAAAUGUACAUACUAAAAAUGAUGAUGAAAAAAAAGAUGAUUAUUCAAAUCAGGAAAGCCAAGGUGAUGCUUGUUCAAUGGAUCCUGCAGUACAGAGUUUGGCUGAUGAAUUUGCAAAGGCGCGAGAACACAUUAAAAAAAGUUUACAAUGUAUUGAUAAUAUUGAAGCAGAAGCUGAUAGACCAAUUAAAGAUGUACCAGAACGUCUUGAAGCUAUAGAGUACGAAAAUCGAAUGAUUAAAAGUGCUGUUCGUGUUCUUGAAACACAAUUAGGUAGACUUCAAGAUGAUGAUGAUGAUGAUGUUGAUCUUUUUGGUUCUGAUUCUGAGGGUGAAGAUGAUGAAGCAGCCAAGAUUAGAGAACAACGUCUUGCUGCUUAUGCUGCAAAAAAAUCAAAAAAACCAGUUCUCAUUGCCAAAUCAAAUAUUAUCCUUGAUAUUAAACCAUGGGAUGAUGAAACAGACAUGAAAGCAAUGGAACAAGAAGUUAGAAAAAUUCAAUGUGAUGGUUUAUUAUGGGGAGCAGCUAAAUUAGUACCACUUGCAUAUGGAAUUAAAAAACUUCAAAUUUCAUGUGUUGUUGAAGAUGACAAGGUUUCAAUUGAUUGGCUUACUGAAACAAUUCAAGAACAAGAAGAUUAUGUUCAAAGUGUUGACAUUGCUGCAUUCAACAAAGUUUAAAAAUUCUCAAUCACAAAAAAAAAAAAUCUAAUAAUUUUCUAACACACACUCACUAAUGUAACUUGAUUGAUAUUUUUUGUUAAAUUGUUGCUGCUGUUUUUAAUUUAUUUUUUUUCUUCUCGGUAUGAUAAAAACUAUCGCACAUACUCAUUCCGUUAUAAAAAUAAAAUAAAAUUUCAACAAUUCAACAUA
Molecule: messenger RNA, 1336 nt
Organism: Aphidius gifuensis
Lineage: Eukaryota; Metazoa; Arthropoda; Insecta; Hymenoptera; Braconidae
Product: probable elongation factor 1-delta
Exons: 8
Coding region: 236-1144 (302 amino acids)
Biological process (GO): translational elongation
Cellular component (GO): cytosol; eukaryotic translation elongation factor 1 complex
Molecular function (GO): translation elongation factor activity; guanyl-nucleotide exchange factor activity
Source: RefSeq, a predicted model, not a curated record